Messenger RNA from Postia placenta MAD-698-R-SB12, 1296 nucleotides. RefSeq lists its product as hypothetical. The transcript has 9 exons. Gene Ontology annotation, molecular function: ATP binding; nucleic acid binding. Gene Ontology annotation, cellular component: nucleus. The record is from RefSeq and is a predicted model, not a curated record. NCBI's taxonomy places the organism in Eukaryota, Fungi, Basidiomycota, Agaricomycetes, Polyporales, Adustoporiaceae. The coding region runs from base 1 to 1296 and encodes 431 amino acids.
AUGACUGUCAGCGAUGCGCAGCGAGUCCUCCUCCAGUUCAUCGCAAUGCAAACCAUCCUCACCCCCCAUCAAAUUGCAUCAGGCUCGCCCCCGCUCGUCAACCUCUUCAUUGAUCACCGUGGAAUGUCGGAGGAGCAGUGUCAAUUCGCUCCCAAUGCCUCGCGCGUCGCGCUCUGGGUCGUAUCAAGAUCUGCCGCCGGAUUAACGCCAAGAGAGCUUGCGGAAGACUGCAAGGCGAAGGCGCGCUCAGACAUCGUAAACGCGGACGAGAAGCCUCAACUGGAAGUCCCUAAGAGCGCGAAGCUCGCUCCUGGCUCCACCGUACAGCCGAUGGCUACCGUCACUCUCGAGGGCAUGAUGUUCAGUCAGGGCGGACACCUGAUGCUGAACAAGAAAUGCAAGCUACCAGAGGGCGCGUUCAAACGCGCGAAGAAGGGAUACGAGGAAAUUCAUGUGCCUGCCCCAAAGCAAAAGCCCACUCAAGCGGAUGAAUUUGUCCCGAUUUCCAACACCCGUUCUGUACCCCGUUGCAUUCGGCUCAGACGAGCUAUCCUCUUGUGUGCACCAACAGAUGCCGGCAAGAUUGACGUCGCUAUGUUGACUAUCCUGAACGAGCUUGGCAAGUGGCGCCACGAGGAGACGGGCGAAUUCGACCUAGACUCCUUCAAGAUCAUCUACGUCGCCCCUAUGAAAGCUCUCGUCCACGAGAUGGUUGGCAACUUCAGUUACCGGCUAGGCGUUUACGGCGUCAAAGUUGGUGAAUUGACUGGAGAUGCGCACAUGACGAAGCAGCAGAUCGCGGAGACGCAGAUCAUCGUCAUGGCGCCGGAAAACACGACUCCCACCCUUCCACACCUGCAGAAUUACCUUCAAGCACUGGUCAUCAUCGCAUCCCUCCGCUCCCUCGUCCACCUGCACUCAGUCCACGCAGCAAGGUUCGACUCAAAGGCAGCCGGCAAUGGCGACGGGCGCGCAUUGAUGUCACGUCUCUGGACGUUCCUGAAGACGGGGGUUGACAUGGAGCCUGGUGCUGGUGGCACAAAGCUCAUGAACCUCGCAGACCAGGUCGUACGCCUGCUGCAGGGGCGACUCGAGGGUCUGGGCUUGGCGGUUUGGGCUUCAAUGACUGGUGAUGACAUGGCGGACUUAUCACGCGAGAAAGUGACCGAGCUACUCGAAGGCUCGAAAAACGAAGAUCGGCACUCAGAUGACAAUCACGGCGACUUCCACUACGAGCGCCAUCGGAAUGAUCGAGACGUACAGCAUUGUAGGCUGCAGCAGCGCGAGGUCCUAUGA